AUGCAUUUCAGCCUCUUUUCAAGAACGCCGGUUGAGACGCACACUGUGCAGAAUGGAACAGUGCCCCCCCCUAUUGUUUCACAUGACAACUCCACUGUUGGACCAAGUGCUGGGGACAAGGCUGCUGAUGCCUUCCGAAAGAUUCAGCAGGAACUUAUGAAUCAGAUUCACAAGAUUCCAUUGCCACCAUGGGCUCUCAUUGCUAUAGCGGUUGUGGGCGGGCUGUUGAUUAUCACCUGCUGCUUCUGUAUAUGCAAGAAAUGUUGUUGCAAGAAAAAGAAAAAUAAGAAGGAAAAAGGAAAAGGGAAGAAAAAUGAUCUCAGCAUGAAGGAUAUGAAGGGAUUUGGACAGGAUGAUGAUGACGAUGCAGAAGGGGGAUUGACGGAAGGAGAGGAAAAAGAAGAGGAAGAGAAGGAAGAGGAGAAACUUGGAAAGCUGCAGUUCUCUCUAGACUAUGAUUUUCAAAAUAACCAGAUACAAGUGGGGGUUAUUCAGGCUACAGAACUACCUGCUUUGGACAUUGGCGGCACAUCAGAUCCCUAUGUUAAAAUUUUCUUCCUACCAGACAAAAAGAAGAAGUAUGAGACUAAAGUUCAUCGGAAAACACUCAACCCCAUCUUCAACGAGACUUUCACUUUCAAGAUUCCAUAUCAGGAACUUGGGGGGAAAACCCUUUGCAUGUCCAUCUACGACUUUGACAGAUUUUCCAAACAUGACAUCAUCGGGGAAGUCAAGGUUGCAAUGAACACUGUAGAUUUAGGACAACCUAUUGAGGAAUGGAGAGACCUGCAGAGCGCUGAGAAGGAGGAGCCAGAGAAGCUGGGUGAUAUCUGCAUCUCUCUGCGAUAUGUUCCUACUGCCGGAAAAUUGACUGUCUGCAUCCUGGAAGCAAAAAAUCUCAAAAAGAUGGAUGUUGGAGGAUUGUCAGAUCCCUAUGUAAAGAUUCAUCUGAUGCAGAACGGGAAGAGAUUAAAGAAGAAGAAGACAACCGUAAAAAAGAAAACCCUGAACCCCUACUUUAAUGAAUCAUUUAGCUUUGAGAUUCCUUUUGAGCAGAUCCAGAAAGUACAAGUUGUAAUCACCGUUCUGGAUUAUGACAAGCUUGGCAAGAAUGAAGCCAUUGGCAAAAUCUUUGUUGGCUGCAGUGCCACAGGAACUGAGCUUCGGCACUGGUCUGAUAUGCUGGCAAAUCCACGACGUCCUAUUGCUCAGUGGCACCCACUUAAACCAGAAGAAGAGGUGGACCAGGCACUAAGCACCAAAAAAUAAGAAUCCCCUUACAUACAAACCCACCCAUUCCCUCACUCCUUCCCCUCCUACCCUCACACUGUAGUGCGGAUUCAGAGCUACCUGCACAUUUUACUCACCCACCUUUCUCUCCCGACCAUAAUGCUACAAGAACUGAUGGAAUACAUCUUGUGUGUACAAGUGGAAAUAAGCUGAUGAGGGGCUGGGUGACUACUUAGUAGACUCUUGCAACAAAACCACUCUACAGGAGAAGGGUUCCCAUUUGGAGUACAUUUUCCUGAUGGCAAUCAAACUCCUGAAGGGAACUGUGACUAUAUGGGGUGGAGAGGUUACAGGGGGUUGUACCUUUCAGAAUACUUCAUUUUAUGUGUUCUAGAAAAGGCAAACUUUUACACUGUGUUUCAAAUUGCUGGGCAUGUUCUAAAAUAACUACUUUACAGGUCUUCCAAAGCAAACUGGCUUGAAAAAAAAGUUUUGCAUUCAAGAACAGCUAGUUAUACAAAGCACAGCCAUUUUGUUCUCAUUUAAAUGAAAAUGGUCUUUAC
Messenger RNA from Bombina bombina (fire-bellied toad), 1793 nucleotides. It is a transcript of the gene SYT2, whose product is annotated as synaptotagmin 2. Gene Ontology annotation, molecular function: syntaxin binding; calcium-dependent phospholipid binding; clathrin binding. Gene Ontology annotation, biological process: cellular response to calcium ion; calcium ion-regulated exocytosis of neurotransmitter; regulation of calcium ion-dependent exocytosis. Gene Ontology annotation, cellular component: axon; synaptic vesicle membrane; dense core granule. The transcript has 8 exons. NCBI's taxonomy places the organism in Eukaryota, Metazoa, Chordata, Amphibia, Anura, Bombinatoridae. The record is from RefSeq and is a predicted model, not a curated record. Bases 1 to 1269 code for a protein of 422 amino acids.